Molecule: messenger RNA, 2237 nt
Organism: Drosophila serrata
Lineage: Eukaryota; Metazoa; Arthropoda; Insecta; Diptera; Drosophilidae
Gene: Grip71
Product: WD repeat-containing protein Grip71
Biological process (GO): mitotic cell cycle; microtubule nucleation
Cellular component (GO): centrosome; cytoplasm; centriole
Molecular function (GO): gamma-tubulin binding
Source: RefSeq, a predicted model, not a curated record
AUCGGAGAACUUUAUAAUCUAGAGUAUGGUUAAGUCCCAUAAUCUUUUUGGAAAAUAUUUAUAAAAACGUUAAUUAACAGCAGAGCAAAUUCCGGCUAGAAAAAAGUGGAAACCUCUUAAUCGCUUUAUCGUCGAUUGAUUUUGGUAUUUUAUCGAAAAAAGCUGCGGGCACACUGCACCAAAUCUAUCAUCAGACACUGACUGUCAUUUCAAAUUCAAAAUUCUUGAAUAAAUCAAAAUGCAUUUGAUUUCCACUUCCAAGAAAACUGUGCUCUCUGACUUUGCGGACCUCGAGACAAAGUCCGAAUAUGCACAUGCUGGUGGUGAACCGAGGGACUUUCAGUUCAAUGGCCAGGGACGCGUUUUUGUCGAGGUGGAUAAAAUGGCGGGCUUGGCGGUGAUGCGGAUAAAGGAGAACGAGGAGAAGACAGGUCCCGAGAUUCAGCGAGUCCGCAAGCUCACCAUUGACAAUGCCUACUGUGUGGCCUGCGCCAAGCAAACGCUCGAAGAGAUUGCUGUGGGCCAGAGCGGCAGCAUUAAGAUCUACAACAUACGGACAGCACAGCUGAUUCAUAGGUUUCCUGCGGAUCCGCAGCGCAGCACCGUUCUCUACAUGGACUACAACAGCACGGAUGAGUAUAUAGCCGCCGUGCGCGAGGGCGGCAGCAUCAAUAUCCUCGGCACCAAGACCAAGCUCAAGAUGAACACCUUCACCAUCGAUGGCGACUCCACCCUGGUACGCUUCCAUCCCAGCAAGCGCUUCCAGCUCUCGAUUGCUUCGUAUAAGGGAGCCGUAACCGUGUACGAUGUCCAGGGCAAGAGGAAAAUCUUCCAUGCCAGCGAGGCGCACAGCGCUCCCUGCCGGGACAUCAGCAUGUGCUCAUCCCAGCCUGCGCUGCUGGUCAGUGUGGGCUAUGAUUGCAAGAUCAAUAUCUUCGAUAUACGACGAAAUAGAGCGCAGGCUUCGACAGAUCGCCUAAGCUACUCCCAUCCCCUGUCCACGGUGGCGCUCAGUGAGUGCGGCACUUACUUCUGUGCCGGCAAUCUUAAGGGUGAGCUAAUUGCCUACGAUAUGAGGAGCACCAAGGCGCCGUUGGCCGUGAAAAAGGUUCACGAUGGCGCUGUGACCCGUGUGGCUUUUGUUCCUCUAUCCAGCGAGGAUAAUCCGCAAAUCGGUGGUCUAAAUAACUCAGGAGGUCUUAGUGCCCUGGCGCAAGAUACUCCUCGCGUAGAGCGUGCCCCCAGUGAUGAGCUUCGCAAAUCCAUUGCGGCAAAUCUGCUGACCACGCAGCAGCAGCUGAACAACAUGGCAAGCAUGGGCUAUGGCAUGGUUACGCCGGUUAAUACCGGACCGCGACGGGAUUCGUUCUGUGACUUCCUGGAUGCCCAGGGUCCGAGGGCAGUGGAUCGCAUGUCCACACGGUUCAGCACUUCUCACAGGGACAGCUUCGAUUGGGAGACCCUCAACCGCAGGUCCAAUCCCAAUGAAACUGCCCAGCAUCAGAGUAUGAGUGCAGGAGGAGGAGGAGGAGGAUCUGUGCCCAGCUCGGUCGAGAGCUCGUGCAACAACACUACAGCGGAGUCACUGCAGCAGACCUUAAGCGGUCCCCUUAAGGAUCGCAGCAACCACUCCGGCGAGGUGAAGCUUAUGAAGAUUGCCGAGACCGAUGAGCAUGGCGAGGAUCAGUCAUCUCAUGUUUCCGUGACCAGCAGCCCAGGCACUGGCAGCGACAAGGAGAAUCCUCCGCUUCCAGUGGACGCGGAUAUGCAACAAAGGCUGCGCCUGCUCUCCUCCAGCCGUAAUAGCACACCGCAUCAUGCCAAUGUCACUCCACAGUCCUCGAAUACCGACUUGAAGCCACAACAGCUGCUGGCCAAAUCUUCCAGCGGUCUAUCCUCUGUGCAAAUGGAUGGCGUCGAUUGGCGCAAGGAGAUAAGCGAACUAAAGGAAUUUGUCGACGAACGCUGCGGCUAUGUGGAACGCGAAUUGGAAUAUAUAGCAAACUGGAACCAUCGGCAGAUGGUCAACCAUUUGGCCAACUAUUCGAAGCAACAGCUGCAGAAUACGCAGGACAUACGCGACGGUUUGGCCCAUCUCCUGCGAGCCGAUGACUUUGUCCGCGAGUUUCAUCACCUACAACGGGAAAAUGCACAGCUGAGAGCAAAGUUGGACUUUUACAAAAAGAAGGAGGAAACCGAAUCCGCAGGACAAUGAGCUAAGUUUUAUUUAUUUGUCC